GUUCCGAUCUAAGAGAAGAGCUCUAUCAUGUCUGGACGCGGGAAGCAGGGAGGCAAAGCUCGGGCUAAGGCAAAGUCUCGCUCUUCGCGGGCCGGCCUGCAGUUCCCGGUCGGCCGUGUGCACCGUCUGCUUCGGAAAGGCAACUACGCCGAGAGAGUCGGCGCCGGAGCUCCAGUUUACAUGGCUGCCGUGCUCGAAUAUCUGACCGCUGAGAUCCUGGAGUUGGCGGGCAACGCGGCCAGAGACAACAAAAAGACGCGCAUCAUCCCUCGUCACCUGCAGCUCGCCAUUCGCAAUGACGAGGAGUUGAACAAACUCCUGGGCAAAGUGACCAUCGCGCAGGGCGGAGUCUUGCCCAACAUCCAGGCUGUGCUGCUGCCCAAGAAGACCGAAAGCCACAAGGCGAAAAAUAAGUAAAGGCUCAAAGCUUUUCUAGCACAGCCUGAAAAAACCAAACGGCUCUUUUAAGAGCCACCCACGGUGUCAAAAGAGGAGCUGCGAUUCUGGUUUGCUAAAAUCGAGCAAGUAGAAAUGAGCAAGAUAUUUAGUGCGUUUUUAUACA
Lacerta agilis (Sand lizard) is the source of this 562-nucleotide messenger RNA. Its product is annotated as histone H2A type 2-C. Gene Ontology annotation, cellular component: nucleosome. The coding region runs from base 28 to 417 and encodes 129 amino acids. Gene Ontology annotation, molecular function: structural constituent of chromatin; DNA binding; protein heterodimerization activity. The record is from RefSeq and is a predicted model, not a curated record. The transcript has a single exon. NCBI's taxonomy places the organism in Eukaryota, Metazoa, Chordata, Lepidosauria, Squamata, Lacertidae.